AUGAUCUCUAAAAGCGGCAAGCUCUCUGCCCAUGGGGGCGCAUUCACGCGGCUGAGGUGCUGUUGUUUGAUGCGAAAGGAUGGUGGCCAUCACGGCGCGACGCUCACUUGGGGUCAUCAAGCUGGUGGGGUUGAUGGCGUGUGGGGUGUGUUGGUAUAUCCCUUGUUUGUGAACAUCUCUCUCUCUCUCUCUCUCUCUCUCUCUCUCUCUCUGGCUGCGCAGGUGCUCAUUGAGGCUGGCAUUGACGUCAAUCGUGAUCGCACGUUCCGAACUGGAAAAACACCGCUGGACUAUGCACGAGAUCGAGGCGAUGAGGCGCUCACGGCGCUUUUGAAUGCUCGGCGCCAAGCCGACGACGACACUGACAAUGGCGCUUCUGCUGCCCCUCCAGCAGCGGGGCUUCCAUUCAUGGUUCGUUGCUAUGAUGAGCGCGCUCGGACCUUGCGCCACACCUUGGAUGCUCAAAUAGCCCAGCGCCAGCGACAGGAGAAGGCAUUGGCAGAUCUGCAGGCGGCCGUGGAUCAGCGACUGGAGCAAAACAUUGCCCAACUUCGAGCUACUGCACAGCAAGAAAAGCAUGAGCUCGAAAUUGUUCACAACAUGGAUCUCAAUGUUGUGCGUGACCAAGCUCGAGCGACAGAGCGCGCCCUUCGCGUGGCUGAACAGCAGCUUGACAAUUGGCGUGCAACCCUGUUGAUGGGAGACCCUGAGCUUUUGGAUGUCUCUGAUGUGGCCACAAUUUGUUCACGCCUUGGGCUUCAAAACGCAAGCACAGCUCUCACUCAACACAACCUAGACGGUCCAGCACUCUUUGCUAGCAGCGAGCGAGAUCUCGUGGCAGCCCUCAACUUGACGCGCCUCGGCGAUGCGCGCCGCCUGUCGCUGUUUCGCGGAAGCUUCAAGCAACGACAGCUGUCAUCGCGCCUCAUCAAUCUGGAUAGUCUGUAUGAACGGGGCGCCGGAUCGAGUGCUCAGGUCAACAGCAAGGUGACACACGCCGUGGAUGGUAGUUCAGACGAUACAUCCGACAGUAGUGAGGCCGUGGCUGCUCGCCUGAAUCGCCAGCUCAUCUCCAACGUUCAAGAAUGGACUGUCGAAGAGGUGUUGCGUUUCUUGCGGCUCCAUGAAGAAGCGCCCGAGCCGUGCCUCGAAGCCGUUCAGGCGCAUGACAUUGAUGGCGCUGUCCUGUGCUCCCUGACCCGGGAAGACAUGUCCACUUGGCUGCCCACAUUGCCGGGGCCGUUGCAAACGGUGCUGCUGGAUGUGGGGGGGCGCUUGCGUCUUGCAGCCGAAGGUACACAAAAUCACGAUGCAGAACAGCUUGCUGCCCUAGUAGAGCAGCUGCAAACCCUCUGUGUGCAGUACUCCCAACGCUACGAAACCUUGACCAACCCACCCGAUGCAUACGUGUGUCCAAUCACGCGCAAUAUCAUGGAAGAUCCCGUUGUGGCAGAGGAUGGCAACACGUAUGAGGGUGAAGCAAUCCGAGCGUGGCUAGCACGCCAUUUGACCAGCCCCCUCACCCGUGCGCCCAUGGGACCUAAUACCAUUCAGAAUCAGACGCUGAAGCGUGCUAUUAGCGCCUGGCGUGCUGCCUGCAUUGCCUCGGCACUGAGUGCCUCCUCCUGA
This is a messenger RNA of Monosiga brevicollis MX1, 1629 nucleotides long. RefSeq lists its product as uncharacterized. The record is from RefSeq and is a predicted model, not a curated record. NCBI's taxonomy places the organism in Eukaryota, Choanoflagellata, Craspedida, Salpingoecidae. Gene Ontology annotation, biological process: protein ubiquitination. Gene Ontology annotation, molecular function: ubiquitin-protein transferase activity. Bases 1 to 1629 code for a protein of 542 amino acids. The transcript has 5 exons.